AUGCCAAAGACCCGGGCUCGAACUAAACGGCAGCGGAUCUGCCCCUGGUGUUUCUUGUCAUUUUCGAAAGAAGAGCAUCUUUCGCGGCACAUCCGCUCGCACACCAAAGAAAAGCCUUUCAAUUGCUCUUCCUGUGGGAAGUCUUUCUCUCGCCAUGACUCCCUUCUACGACACAUGAGAGCGCAUGAUGCAUCAAACCAAGAAGAGGAGACAUUCGGACCAGCAAUGCCCUCUCUAGAUACACCAACAGUCACCGACCAUAGCAGUGUUCCCUCAGCUUCUUUAGAGCCUCAUAGUGAUGAAUUCUCACAAUUUCAUACUCAUGGUACAACGUCAACCAAUCUAUUGCCGCCAGGUCAUCACGACUCGUCCUCCCACUCGCAGACCGGUUUAAUGAUACCUAAUGGGCUUUUUGACCAUGUUGAGGACAGUAGUCUAGAUUUUGAUCGCUUUUUACAGGCCCCUGUCUGGCUAGCCGACGAGGAUUUUGAUCUCAAUGCUUUGAAUUCGUCCGUUAUGGAAAGCGCUCUAGGACUUUUCUCUCCCGCCCAUACCGCAAACGAGAGCAAUGCCGAUAUAACACUUCAGAUACCGAUGGAGGCUUCCCAUGGGCAUAAGGAAGACCAAGUACGCCAGUAUUGGUUCAAUUAUGUCGGAACACAUAGCAAUGGAUAUGUGACUCCUGAAACUGCCACAGAUCAUGUGGAGCUUGACGAAAAAUACCGGCAAAAUCUAUCUCAACGGCUUCAGCAGCGGGUUCCAACCGAGCCAUUGCCAUCAACCGAGUUCUUAAAUCUUUGCAUCCAGUUGUUCUUCACUCGUUUUAACCCGGUCUUUCCAAUUGUGCAUGCUCCUACAUUUCGACCGUCGGCUAAAAGCUCUCUCCUUCUUUUGUCAAUAUGCUCCAUUGGCAGCCUUUUUGUUGGUUCAAAUUAUGCAGUGACCCAAGGGUCAAUAAUAUUCGAAAGACUCAACAAAGCCAUCCUGUCAUCAUGGGAGAAGUAUCUACUGAGCGGUAAAGCGGAGGCACUCGCAAUGACCCAGGCGUCUCUCAUUGGACAAACCUUUGCGUUGCUAUCAGGGAAACCGAGAGAUCUCCUUACCCUUCAGACCUUCCAUGGCACAGUAACAACGGUGAGUAAUCAAAUGGAUUAUUUGAAGCCUAAGCUCACGUUAAAUAAGUGGGCACGCCUGUAUAAAAUGUUCGAGGCCAAGAGAACAACCGACCACUUGAGCACAUUCCUGGAUACGCGGACCCCAGAGGAAGCAUGGAGGACAUGGGUCCAAGCUGAAGAACGGAGCCGGGUCGCAGCGGGUCUUCAUAUUCUUGACACCGAGAUAUCCGAGCUUGUUUUAACGCACCCUCUUAUGCGACACGAUAAGUCACUACUUCCUUUGACUGCACGCCACGAGCUCUGGGUAGCUCCAAAUGCGACCCAAUGGAGGGAUAUUAUGAUCCGCAGAGCUCCCCCUGAAGUCUCAAGCGGAAAUAUCCAACUCGACUUUGACUCCACUGAUGGCUUUCAUAGUUAUACGGAGCUGGAAGGCAUCAAUGCUCGAUUAAUGGAGCAGAAAUUUAUGAGUACUGCUUCUAAUCAGGAGCUUGUCGAACAGUUUGAGCCUCAACUAAUCCACUUCCUCGACCGACAUUUUCGCUCUAAGCCCGAAGGCAAUUUUGACCCAUUUUGUCUGGAAGUUUUAUGGCAUUCGGUGUUUAUAUCGCUUUUAGUGGAUAUUUCUCGGUUGGAGCUAGCAAUUGGGAGAGAAGGAUAUGAGGAAUCACUUCUCCAUCGCGAUUAUGUGCACACGUGGUCUUCUUCUCAAGAAGCUCGCCGUUGUGCUCUACAUGGAGCAUUAAUUCUUCGAAAACUGCAAAACAUGCCACUAGGGGUGGAACCAGCAAUCCAUGUGCCCAGGGCACUUUAUCGGGCAGCGAGCGUUUGGUACGUGUAUACCGAAUUCGGAGGGGAUCAAGACACUAGCUUCCCGGAAAUUUCUCCUAGACCCGACAUAAAUUUCCCAGAGAUGUCUUUCUUGAAACUCAAUAGCGAGGUGUUACUUUUUGAAGCCAACGGCUAUCGAACGACUAAGCCGAAAACAUCAGAAUCGAGCACAUUGUGUGGAUUGGUGGACCUGCUGCAUCGAAUUGGCCACUGGGGAUUAUCAAGGAAAUUCGCGGAGCAGUUGAGCAUCUUGCUGAAAGAGAAAGAUAGUUAA
Messenger RNA from Penicillium waksmanii, 2217 nucleotides. RefSeq lists its product as uncharacterized. The transcript has 6 exons. The coding region runs from base 1 to 2217 and encodes 738 amino acids. The record is from RefSeq and is a predicted model, not a curated record. Gene Ontology annotation, biological process: regulation of transcription by RNA polymerase II; DNA-templated transcription. NCBI's taxonomy places the organism in Eukaryota, Fungi, Ascomycota, Eurotiomycetes, Eurotiales, Aspergillaceae. Gene Ontology annotation, molecular function: zinc ion binding; DNA-binding transcription factor activity, RNA polymerase II-specific; RNA polymerase II cis-regulatory region sequence-specific DNA binding. Gene Ontology annotation, cellular component: chromatin.